GCCCAGAUAGCACCCUUUUUGAUCCACAGAGAGACAAAAACCAAUCGACCAUGGACCAAAACAAUACGCCAAUGAUUCAUUACCUCCUGAUUUUUCUGGGAGUCGAGCCCCGCACUGUCAGACUGAUGCGUGAUGUUUUUGGUGUUGUGGACAUCAAUCACCUUGGCCUUUUCCUAUGCGAGUUUUUUAAUGAAUCACCUCAUGGUAUCAAUGCAUCCAACUAUGAGGUGUCAGUCGACGCCAUCUUUGAAGGUGACUACUGGCUGGUAAAGAAACUUGUCUAUUUCUUUUUGCACUUCACUGCGUUCGCAGCAACGUUGGAGGCGCUCAAUUGCAGUCGCGGCGAAAGAGCUCUCUCUUUCUACCUUGGUUACUUGCAUGGCUCCCGAGUCAAUGGCGACACUAAUGCUUUUCAGCUAUACAUGGAGUCCUUCACUGACCAAAACCCACUCCCUGAUGAUUACCAGAAUCACGAGGUGAACCCUUUCCUUGUUCCCUUACUUCCCGUGGGAGAUGCUCAUUAUCACGCGGAUGCACUCGAGACUACUUUCGCAAUCAAGCAUGUAAUCAGCACAACUGUUUAUAUCUUGGGUGACGUGCAAGUCUUUCGGGCUGGGCGAUUGAAUGUGUACAACGCGUUGGAUUUGGACGACGUUCUUCAUGAAGUUUACCUUGCAGCUCAAGAACGUAGCUAAAAUCGUAUGUCUCCCGGAUCUCCGAGUCCCUGAAACUGACUUGACCAUCUGUUGGGUAGGUAGAUAAAACGCCAUUAUAGUUCAGUUUCAGUGUCU
Seminavis robusta is the source of this 791-nucleotide messenger RNA. The record is from the annotation of a GenBank genome assembly. Lineage: Eukaryota; Bacillariophyta; Bacillariophyceae; Naviculales; Naviculaceae.